Bombus pyrosoma is the source of this 1514-nucleotide messenger RNA. RefSeq lists its product as uncharacterized. Lineage: Eukaryota; Metazoa; Arthropoda; Insecta; Hymenoptera; Apidae. Bases 297 to 1010 code for a protein of 237 amino acids. The record is from RefSeq and is a predicted model, not a curated record. The transcript is spliced from 6 exons.
CACUACCGGUUGCGAAGUACGGGUCAUAUUGUGAUUACGUAUUCGUUGACUGGUAUUCGUGAGUUAAGAAUAACGUUUUACGGUAUCGAAGAAAUUGAAACAACGUGCGUGUGACACGUUCUUUGCAUUCUAUUUAACCUUUCGAGGAAACACGCUCGUUCUAGACUAUCGUGUGUUAGCGUUUCGAAAACACUUUUGCUCUCGUGUGCGAGUCAAUUGCAUUCGCGUUUUUCGCUACGACCUCGUCUGAGUGAAACAGAACCUGUGAAACAAACUGUCGUCGAAGAAGUCUAGAAAUGAGAAAACUUAUGGAGAAACAGCUGUCUUGGCUUGCCUUACUCGUCACUGCGUUCUACUCUCUGCUUGGCAGUUGUCGGGGCGAAGAGUGCGGACACGAAAGGCUGGUGAAGUGCGGAAGACCACUCGAGAGAAUCAACAGGAACGAUUUGAGUUUCGCUGUGAAAAAGGAGGAACUUCAACAGCUAUGCCCAGAUUUCGAGGCUGGCAUGAAGUGCAUCCAGACGUACACGUUGGAUUGUCUGCAGGAGAAACAAAGGGAACACUUCAACUCAUUGUACGCCGGCACCAACAAGGUGGUCAUGGAGCUGUGUCAAGAUGGCCCUUAUCAGGACGAGUUCCUACGACAUGCGCCAUGCAUGCAAAAGGUGCAACCGAAAUACGAGUCCUGUUACAAGAAGUACCAAAGAAUCACUCAGGAUAUCGAAAGCGGAAAUCAAAUUGCGAACCCGAAUGAACCCCUCAAGCCUUUGUGCUGUGGCUUCAGGGAAUUUUUGGAAUGCUCGCAUCAUACGAUUCGUCGGCAAUGUGGCUAUGACACAGCUCAAUUUGCAAAGGGGUUCCUCGACAGAAUGUCGAUCUCACUUCUCAAGGAACAUUGUGCGCCGUAUACGGAGAAGGAGUGCUGGAUCGGUAGCGGCGCUACUAGCGUGUACAAAGUGCAGACACUAGUGGUGGUCGUUUUGGCGGUGCUAGCAAGGUACUUCACGUAAGCGAUUAGGCGGCACUCGUAGCCAGAAAAAGGGGACGAUUUCCGUGCAUCACGAGCGUCGUGCUGAAACCGGGGCCCCCCGUUCGUUCUCCGCUUCAGAUUCGCCAGAAUAUUUUUUUAUUUUCCGACGAGCAACCAAGAAGAGGAAAAAAGGAGGCACGCGCACGCGAGCAACGAGUGGGUCGAGAGUAUUAAGAGAGGCAGCGCGAAGGAGAAAAAGGAAAAAGGUAACAAAGACAAAGGGGAAGGAUGUGGAGAAAGGAAAAAGGAAGGAGACGCAGGACGAGAAAAAGUUAAGGAAAGGGAAUAAACCGGCUGGACACGAUCAAAGAGAGGCAGGAAGAAAGUUCUCUCGCCACGUUCUCCGCACGCGAACUUCCUCGCCGCGCUCGUGCGGCAACCGUUUCUCUUUGACGGGAAACGCUCGUGGAAAACAAAGAAGAGAACGUGCUUUCGGACACUGCGACGGGCUUAAUCAUGCAAUCAGAAGGCACGUGCGCCAAGG